Molecule: messenger RNA, 4727 nt
Organism: Micropterus dolomieu (smallmouth bass)
Lineage: Eukaryota; Metazoa; Chordata; Actinopteri; Centrarchiformes; Centrarchidae
Gene: slc71a2a
Product: major facilitator superfamily domain containing 14Ba
Exons: 12
Coding region: 192-1721 (509 amino acids)
Biological process (GO): transmembrane transport
Cellular component (GO): membrane
Molecular function (GO): transmembrane transporter activity
Source: RefSeq, a predicted model, not a curated record
GCGGUCUGUCGGGCUGAUCUGACGGCGGAUGUAUCGGGAGACUCUGUGGACACGGUUUAUACUAUUAUCAUUAUCCUUUAGCUUGAUUUAGCCUCUUCAGGGCUUAAUAAGGAGGCAUCCUGGAAGCACCCGGAGAACCGCGGAUAUCUACGCGACAUGCAUGCUUCGUGACCCGCGGCAGGUGUGAAGAGAUGCCCGGGGAGCAGCCGACGGGCACCGGCCGGGUGGUGCUGGUGAAGAAGAUCGUCAUGAAGGACGGAGCUGCGCUCCAGCAGGGGAUUGGCAGGCCCAGUGUGUAUCACGCCGUGGUGGUGAUCUUCCUGGAGUUCUUCGCCUGGGGAUUACUCACCACGCCCAUGCUUACUGUUUUACAUGAAACAUUUCCCCAGCACACGUUCCUGAUGAACGGACUAAUUCAGGGCGUGAAGGGUCUGCUGUCCUUCAUGUCUGCUCCUCUGAUUGGUGCGCUGUCCGAUGUUUGGGGCAGGCGGUCCUUCCUGUUGGUCACCGUCUUCUUCACAUGCGCCCCGAUCCCUCUGAUGAGACUCAGCCCCUGGUGGUACUUUGCCAUGAUCUCCAUGUCUGGAGCUUUCUCCGUCACCUUCUCGGUCAUCUUCGCCUACGUUGCUGAUGUGACGGAUGAAAGAGAGAGGAGUACAGCCUACGGUCUGGUGUCGGCUACUUUCGCAGCCAGCUUGGUGACGAGUCCCGCCAUCGGGGCGUACCUGUCAGCCUGGUACGGAGACAACCUGGUUGUUCUGGUGGCCACACUGAUCGCUCUGGCCGACAUCUGUUUCAUCCUGCUCGCCGUACCUGAGUCUCUGCCGGACAAGAUGAGGCUCAACAACUGGGGGGCGCCCAUAUCCUGGGAGCAGGCCGACCCCUUCACUUCUCUGAGGAAGGUGGGUCAGGACCCGACAGUCUUACUGAUAUGUAUCACUGUGUUCCUGUCUUACCUGCCGGAGGCCGGACAAUACUCCAGCUUCUUCCUCUACCUGAGACAGGUUGUAAAUUUCUCCUCCACAACGAUCGCUGUUUUUAUUGGAGUGGUGGGCAUUCUGUCUAUUGUAGCACAGACUCUCUUCCUCACUCUGCUGAUGAGGACUCUGGGAAAUAAAAACACAGUUCUAUUGGGUUUGGGCUUCCAGAUCCUUCAGCUGGCCUGGUACGGCUUCGGAUCAGAGCCAUGGAUGAUGUGGGCGGCUGGUGCCGUAGCAGCGAUGUCCUCCAUCACCUUCCCUGCUGUCUCUGCUCUGGUGUCACAGUCUGCUGAUCCUGAUAAACAAGGUGUGGUCCAGGGGAUGAUAACAGGGAUCAGAGGUCUGUGCAAUGGUCUGGGUCCAGCUCUGUACGGAUUCAUCUUCUUCCUCUUCAACGUCGAGCUCAACAGCAUGGACCCCAUCCAGGGAGACUAUAACAUUGACCCCCUGCCUCUGCAAAGUCCCACUGAGCGAGCCCUUAUCCCCGGCCCGCCUUUCCUGUUGGGGGCAUGUACCGUGGUGGUCGCCUUCCUCGUCGCCCUCUUCAUCCCUGAGAAACCCUCCUGCUCCUCUUCCUCCCAGCUGUCCCUCAGUGACAAGCCCCAGUCAGACAGCAAAGAGUCCAUGUCCUCGCUGGCUGGCGUCCACAUCAACACGCCCCUCCCGGGCAGUGACGAGGAGACCCCUCCCACCACCAGCGAUGAGGACUUUGAACCACUGCUGCAGGACAGUAUCGUUUGAUGGACCGGUGGAAAGACCACAAAGGGUGGAGCUAACUUCGUGGUUUGAUUGAUUGACAUUUUUUUUGCUGCAGGGCAGGACUAAGUGUACUUUUAUUGUCAGAAGAUUGCGAUUGUCAGCAAGAAGUUCCAAAAGCAUUGUUUCCUCAUCAAUGUUUCUUCGCCGUGAGCGGAGGCAGUAACGUCCUGUGAGCGACCAAUGAGGAUGUUUCUUUCACAAGAGGGUGGAAGCAAAGAGCUGCAAAUAUGAUGUCAUUGUUCGAUUUAAAAGGGCAAAGACGAUUAUUUGACUGACGGAGUGGGCAACAGGGACAGCGUUUAAAUGGAAACCAUCGUUUAAUUGACAAAAGGAGGGACCAACUGCUUUUUUAUGGUAUGGGUGUGCCCAGUUUUAGGAUACGCCCACAUAAAACCCCCUGAAGGGAAAGAGAAGUAUUUUUGAGGUUUUAAUGGACGGAUGUAUCUUUAAGCUUGAACUUGUUGAUUGUUUUUGUGAUAAACAAGAAAAAGUGUUUUUACGUUCAGCUGUAUCAUUUUGAAGCCGUAUUUUAAUGCUGUGUGUUAUUUCUUAUUGGUUAUUGUACAAGAGAAACAUGUAUUUACAGCAGCCAAAACAUCAGUGUUGAUUUAUACUCUUUGUUAAAGGAGAAAACAUUUUUGUUAGUUUCUUUUCUUUUUGGCAGGGUUAAGGGAUUUUUAUUCUUUUUAAGUGUACAGUAUCUUACCUGCAAUGAGCUGUCAAUGUUAACAAGGUAUGUAAAGUGACAAGCUGAGAGAUGAGUCAGCCAGCGGAAAUCUAACAUGCCACAAUAUCAAAUUUUACUUAAGUUAGUCAUUUUAAUGGUCAAGUUUCCUCUCAAAUUGUAUAUCUUUACAUUUCAUCCAGAACAAAAAAGAGGGAAAGGUUUUAAGCAAUGCAUUGGUAACAGGCUUAAAAAUAUAUUUCUUGUAUAUAUUUCAGAAGAUUAUGAGAAACAAAAGAAUCCUGAAUGAUACUGAAGUUGAGUAAAAUAACCAAACUGAACCUCCAGGACUGAAGAAUGAGGUGGACUUCUAUAUAAUUCACCCGUUUAGAUUAUAUUAAAGCUUUAAUAUAUGCAUAAUUAAGGAUGUGGUCGCUUUGUGUCACCUGGUAAUCUGAAAACACCAUUAGGUAGAAACCCUUGCUCCUCCCCAGCUUUACCCUGUCAUCCAAAAUGGUCACUUCUGGCUCCAAAAAAACAAGAUGGCAAUGGCCAAAAUGCCAAACUCGAGGCUUCGAAACAGAAACCAGUGGGCGAGGUCAUGGUGGCUAUGUUCACGUCUAUGAAAAGAGUAAAAUAGUUUUUGUUCUUAAUUUCACAAGUGUUCCCCGUUUGUCACUCUACCUCAGAUCAGCAUUAUUUUAAAUCACAUUUACUCAUCUUCCAUCAAGUUUGUUUUAUUUCUUUAUCACAUAAAAAUGAAGUCACUUUAUGAAAGUGCUGCUGCCUGCUGGCAGUGUGAAAACCUCAGAACUGCAACUCUUAUGUUUAACUUCUUAGUGAUCCAAGCGCUGGUGCGUGAACCAUAUUGUUUAUGAUCCAAUUUGAGUUUGACUUUUUUUGGCCAUAGUACAAUUUGAAAUGUGAAGUUACUAGGAAAACACUAUCACUAGCAAGUGCAAGUCCAACAAGGUGAAUGUAACAUUUUACCUAUUAUACCUACAUUUUACCUUUCAAUGGUGUCAUGCUUCCAUCUAGUGCAGCUCCAGUAUACAGGUUUAAAAGUGCAGCUAGCUGGCAGCUUGUCAAUAGGGGUGGGUUAUCACCAGAGGCCCCACGAUACGAUAUUAUCACGGUACUUAUGUCACAAUAUGAUAUUAUUGCAAUUUAAAACAUAUUGCAAUGUAUUAAAAUUUAUUACUUUUUUUUUUUAUUUCAGAUUGUGUUCCCAAAGGAAAAGUCUUUUUCUAGUUGACCGAAAAAGCAAUUGAUUUUAUUAUUACAGUACCAAAAAGUAAAAUUCUAAUGUACAAUUUCUAUAAUAAAAGAUCGAUACUUGGUGUGUCCGUGUAUCGAUUUAGUAUUGCCACGGAAAAUAUUGUGAUACUAUGCUGUAGCGAUUAUUUCCCCCCAUCCCUACUUGACACCAUGAAGUUGCUCCAAAAAGACAAUGCUACUGGCUCCGAUUGCCCAGAGUCAUUGUGCCUUCAAUUCCAAGCUGUGCUGGGUGUUUGGACCCCAGUCUACUUUUUUUCUAGUCUAGCUUUCAACUGUGAGAUCAGCUGGUCAUUCGUGUGCUAAGGGUCUCAUAACCCACAGUCCUUCACUCUGUGAAUUUAAAAAACGCACAAAGGUCAGCAGGAAGGUUAUUUGUUUAAUUUUCAUAACAUGUUGCAGAUAUGAGGUAUUUCCCUGACAGCAGUGAUAUUGCUGUGAAUGAACUUUUACUUGAAGCAUAAGACAGAGAUUUUACAAGAGCUUUAGAGAAGAUUUUGGAACAAAUGCUGAAUAGUUUAUAAUUGGCACAGAGUGUACAUAGUUAUUUGCUUUCUGACCUUAAAAUGUAAAUGUAUAUGUGAAUUAUAUAAUUUUUUAUAUAUAAUGUAAGUGAAAUGUGGGAUUAGCUUGUUGACAAUAAUGAAAAUACAGUUUUCAGUCCUGUAUAGCUCAACAGCACUAACAAAGUCUGGGUUGGGGUUCUAAUUCCCUCUGUGCAGCUAAACAGUUGCAUAAUACCAACAAUCAUUUUGCUUUAGUUUAUCGUGUUCAUACAGAACCAGGAAAUCAGUGUGAAUGUGAACACUCAUUUCAUUGAAAGCUGAACUGGCCCUGUCAGUUCAGCAGCAGUGAAACAGACUCAACAGUGUAAAUAUUGUACAUGGAUUGGAUGUCUGUACAUUUGAAGAAAUGAAAUGUACAUGGGAUUGACUGUAAAUACACUUUAUAUGUUGUCUUGUCUGGAAGUGUACCCUCCAGUUGUUGAUUAUUGGAAAUUAAAACAGAACAACACUUUGCAUCUGCAUGGUGGGUGCUCUUUAAAACUC